UAUCCAAAUCUAUUGCCUUAUUAAUUAUAAUAUUGAUUAUCAAGUUCUAUCAAUUUUUAUUAUUAUUAUAAAAUCAUGGAUAUCAUAGGAAAUUGAUGUUCGGUCUAAAUUUGAGAUGGUAAAUAUUUUUUAUCAAUAAAUUCUAUUUUUAAUGUGCACUAAUAUGUUUUUAUUUGUUUAUUGAUAAUUCUUUCGUGCGUGCCAUCACGUACGAAAAUUUCGAGACCCUCGAGAAAUCGAUUGGGGCAAAUCACGCCCCAUAAAAUAUUCGAUUAAAACAAUUCACCAGAUAAUACUGAACUCCUGCCAUCGACAAGUGCCCGAUUCUCCUCAGGAUUUCCAGACGUUCAAUAGAUUUGCGCUUGCGCUCAAUUCCAUCAUCUCCACAGGACUCAGUUAAAUGUGGCUGUCAGCUCUGUCCACCGGGGAAUCCGUCAUUUAUUUAAAAUAAGAUGACCACAACGGAUUUGCCGGGAAUAAUGAUGAUGAAUGACUCCAGUUGCGCCAUUUGUGGAAUAGGUCCACCCCCAAAUUUAAUUCUGUCGAUUCCACCCCCGCCGAUUCCCUCAUUUUUGCAGUAUGGAUCAGAGGUUCAUUCACAGAAUGGUCUACCCAUCGUCGGGGCUCAAGUCAAUGGGACACUCUGCAAUCAUCAUUGCGAUUGGAAAGUCGAUGGGGUGCAGUACGUGGAAAUGCCCCAUCAAGGUAAUACCAAUGGGAAUUUAUUCGAUGACACGUGGCUGUUGAUUCUUAUUCUGUCAUGCGUGGGAAUAAUUGUCGUCAGUGUACUUUUAGUAAUUGUCCUGUUGCGGUGCAAAUUAAAUUUCAGCAAUACCAGUCAAAAAGGUGGGACUAUCUCGAUGCCAGCGGCAGCAAUAACUCAACCAAAAAGUGCGCGCAUUCAGAAUGAGACGGUUUUGUAUCCGUGUACAGCUGAUGGCAUGCAGGACAGCCGGAUAAUGUGGGCGACAUUAACACCACGAGGGACGACACGACAUUAUCUCGAAGAUCAUACGUAUGAAACUGUCGGGAACGGCAUGACGCCGAAACGCACUUAUCCAACGGCUCCAGUUGAAAAUAUCUAUAUCGAGCCGCCGGUUCCUUCUCCGGUGCGAUCCACUCCCAAGGAGGAAAUCGCUUUCGACAACACAGCAUUCGUUGAUUAUGAAGAGCCAUUGUCAAUCAAAGCGGAGUAUUUUCAAUUGAAUGAUGUAUUAGAACCGAACGACACGGAGCUCUAUGGCUGUCAAAGGGAGACAUUCCGACCCCGAGUGAGUUCUCCAACCAGAAUAGAGCACCCAAAUCUACCGCCCCUGAAUCUUCACCCCCACAGCCGUACAAUUCGCAAGAAUUCAACAAUUCAACAAUUUGGUGGUGAAACCAUUCUGAGAAAUAGCCUAGCACUAGCCGCUUACACCCCAGACAUAUAAACAUUUUUUUAAUCACAGUAACAAUCACAUUUUUUUAAUAAACAAACGAGAGAUUGAAUGAAUGAGCGGAUACCAUUGACACAAGACAAAGAGCAUCCACAAAGAAACAUCAAUAACAAUAAUUGAUUACUGGCAAGUGAUAAAUUUUAUCAACUACAAAUUUAACGUAAAUAUUAAAUAAUUUCGAGUUCAAUGAUCGAGUGCAUGGGGAUAACUAUUAUCGGGUGACUGUUGAACUAUUGUUUUUUGAUAUUUACCAACGAUUAUUCACUCUAUCCCAAUAUGACUAUAAAUUUCAUGUUGCUAUGUGUAAUCGUUACAAUUACAAGUAUUAUUACCAAUAAAAACAUUAAAUAUCGAUUGAAACAUUUAUUCUUCCGUCAUAUAAUAUCUAAAAAUGUGAAAUGUACGAUUAAAUUUCAACGAAUUUUCACCCAAAAUUCGUUGUAAAGAACAAAAAAUCUUCAUU
Fopius arisanus is the source of this 1899-nucleotide messenger RNA. RefSeq lists its product as uncharacterized. The transcript is spliced from 6 exons. Bases 453 to 1430 code for a protein of 325 amino acids. The record is from RefSeq and is a predicted model, not a curated record. NCBI's taxonomy places the organism in Eukaryota, Metazoa, Arthropoda, Insecta, Hymenoptera, Braconidae.